Molecule: messenger RNA, 4592 nt
Organism: Papilio polytes (common Mormon)
Lineage: Eukaryota; Metazoa; Arthropoda; Insecta; Lepidoptera; Papilionidae
Exons: 14
Coding region: 148-3036 (962 amino acids)
Source: RefSeq, a predicted model, not a curated record
UAAGUGGCAGGAAAAAUAAGUUUACUUAACUUUUAAUUUACGCGGGUGUAUACAAAAAACAUAUUUUUUGCUGAAAACAAAAUGCAAAUAAAUUAUGAGAGUUCCAUAAACAUCUAAUAGGAGACAUGAUUACCAGUAAAACUUAAUAUGAGUACUGAGAAUAAUAAAGAUUGGAUUUUGUGUCGGUCAUAUAGGUUUCCUAAUAAGUGUUAUUAUUUUAAUGUUCACAAUGGUGAAUCUAUAUGGGCCGGUCCAGAGAAGAAGGCAUUACUGAAUACAGACAAGAGUACGCCCGAUUUUAAAGAACCUAAAAUUAACUUAAACAGUGAUGUUAAUACAAAUAAUGUAUUUGAUGAAGUUGAAAAUAAAUUUGAAUUAAACUAUGACAAGUCACAAAAGCAGGACAACCAACAAUCUGAAACAUUCAUAACUAAUAAAAAAUCUCUACUUUUACAUUCUCAAAUACAUACUCCAAUAAAAGAUAACUCAAUAAAACUCUCAAUAAAAGAUAACAAACAAACAAUUCAACUACAAGAUAAAAAAGAAAAAAAGAAAGUACUAAAAAACUGUAAAACCCUAUUCCAACCCGUUUUGGAUGAUGGUCAAGGUCACACUAAUAAUACUUUAAAUGGUAUUAAAUGUGGACAGGAUUCUUUUACAAUGUGUAACAAACCCGUAUACAAUAGACAGAGAAAAGUGAUAUGCGAUCCUCAUAUAAAAUUCCAAUUAUCUCAGGAUAGUAAGAGUGAAGAUAAAGAAUCACUGUCAUUAAUAACAAAUAAAAUUGAAGAUAUAAAUCUACUUGGUUCUUCCAGUGAAAUGCAGACAGGUGAAAAUGAAUGUGACAAUUUCAUCAAGCAACAUGACCAGAAGUGGUUCAUUUUCCGUAAUGAGUCACAAAAUGAAGAGAUUUUCAAAUUUCAACCAUUUGGAAGGAAUUCAAUCUGUAACAAUGUGGAAAAGCCCCUGAGUAAAAACAUGGCAACAAUAAAACAUGAAACAAAAGAUAUUUGUAUUAUUGUGAUAGAUUUAAAUGUGUUGCUUAAUGAUUUUCAAUUUGUUAACGACAAAGUACUGCAAGAUACAAGAUACCGUUUAGUCAUACCUAAUGCAGUUAUAUCAAAGUUAAAGAGUUUAGCUGAAAUGAAACAUAAAAGCCAUCAACUAAUGGUGACAGCACAGGACUUGAUUUGGAAAAUACCAACACAAUCGCGUCACAUAAUACUAGAACCAGAACAACCUACAGCAACACAACAAAUUAUAAAUUGUUGCAAAAAAAUUAAAAACUUGAAUUACAAUAUGAUUUUAUUAACAAAUGAUGCCGACCUUUAUACAAAUGCGAUUGACCAACAUUUCACCUGCUAUAUGAUACAGGAUGUUAAAGAAGGAUUAUGUCCUUCAUUAUUUACUAAGCCUCAUAUACAUAAUCAAGAUAAAGAUAUAAAUAACAAUCUGUUCCUACAAAAACCUGAAGAAAUUGCAUUUAAUUUUUCACAAUUAAUAACCGAUGUUUACGAAAGUUAUCCAUUGUUUGAACAUUUUUAUACAGAAAAGCCGGGUUUAAAAGAGAUUGUGAAUGAAAAAUUUGAAAAAUACAGUUUAACAAAUUGUCAAAUGGCGAGUUUUAUUAUUUUGCGUACUGAAGAUUAUAUGUGCACUUUUACACAAAUUAUGGAGACAUUUAUGUCAGAUUUGUUACUGAAUGAGAGUAUUAACUGUGACUUUUGCUCGAUACCGCAGGCGGUAGACGCAUUAGCGCAAUUAUAUCCUGAUUCCACGACUAUACAAAUAGUCGCAUAUAGAAUGGCGGCUUUGUAUAAUUUAAUUAAUAAAAAAAAUAAACUUGAAACUAAAUACAAGGCAGAUAUUUUAAUAAAGAUGGUAGGCUGUGGAAAAAUUUUGGUGGAAUCUAUAAAGGCUCUCAAACCUAAUUCAGAUAUUUUGUUGGAGACGGAACAUUUGUUAGACAAAUUACUGCAAAGUAUCGAGAAUCCAAACCGUUUUGACAACGAAUUGGAACAAUCGAAAAUAGUAAGAACAUGUAGUUCAUCGUAUGGAGGAUAUGACAUCAAACCUGAAAAUGUUUAUUAUAACGGACAUUAUACUGAUAUAAACGGAAAUGAAGAAUUAUCGAAACAAACAAAUUUUAUAAACAACCGUAUAAUUCGUACAACUGGCAAAAAUUUAAAUUCUUUAAUAAUCUCUAAUAACAACGAAAUCGUGUUAGACGUUGAAAACAAUGUCUCUAGUAAAAGCGAAGAAAAAAAUAAUUUUGACAUAAAAAUAAACUUGAAUAUAGACAAAGAAGACAUCACUAAGCAAGUUUUUGAUUCGUCUGUACACGAAAAUGCUUUCACGGUUAUGGAAAACGCUCCUAAAGUUAUUAGAAAUUUUGAUACGAUUAAAACUUUCGAAGAAAAAAUAGGGAAUAAAUUAGAAAACAUAGAUACAAAAUCUAAUUUGAAUUUAAAAGAUUGUAAUAAUAUUAAAGAUUUGGAUAAAAUAAGCGAAACUUAUACGGAUAUAGCUUAUCAAACAGAAGUAUAUAAUAGUGAAUCUGUUAACGAUAAAUUAACAGAAAAUCUAACAUUAAGUGCCUCCAACGAUAGUGGCUUAGGCAAGGGUUAUUGUGACGCAUAUUUGGUGAUCAAAGAAUUCACUUCCGAAUUGAGUUCCACUUUGAAGAUUGUUUACGAAUUUAUAAAUGACACUAGUCAAGUAUUACGACAAAAAAAAAUCAAACCUGAGAAAAAACGUGAGAUAUUUGACAAAGCUUACAAAACUUAUCAUCGUAUGUCACUUGUUGUUGACAAUUUGAAGAAUAUAUUAAAAAGGGAGAAUGACGGGGAAACGACAGUGGUGACGCUGCUGCAGCGAGCGGGCAGCGACGUCAACGACAAGAUAAUCAACAAAUACAAGGAAAUAGUUACCGCUUAUUUGGAGCAAAUUGAUCUCUUACAGCAAGCUUUAAAAAUUAUUUAUAAUAAUACAAAUAGUAAUUUAAUAUCUAACAAAGAAGUUACAAAUACAUGUUAGCUUAUUUUUAAACGAUCUGCCUUUCAUACUUAGAAUUAAAUAGCCCUUUAGGGCCUGUCCCACCUCUGACUGAUAGAGGCUCAGAUAGCUUAAAAAUGACGUCACUGUCAGAUAAGGGAACAAACUCUGAUAUUUACAUGACGUAUUUUACACGUUGGUCAUCAGACAAAUUUACAAUUUAGUGGGACAGGCCCUUAGUAUUAGAGAGUAUUGGUGACGCAGUGUAAAGUUGAAUUCAAUAGAAUUUGGUGGGACAGGCCCUUAAACAGCCUUUAUAUCUGUAAUCAUAUAAAAUAGACACAGAAUCAUAUUUGUAGCAUGAAAUGCUGAAUUUUUUUAAAAUAAAUCCAUAGGUAAUAAACACCAGACAGUGAAAUAAAUACAAUUUUCUAUUGAACUCGACUGAUAAUUGUUAGAUAUGAUCUCGAUUGAAGACUUGAAAACUAUACCAUUGUUUAUAGUAUAUUUGUCUUAUUUAUAAGUGUUUAACUUUUUUAAAGUUUAAGAAAAUACGUUAAAAAGAUUCAGUUGCUCUAUGUUAUAGCUAUUAGAUGUUACUUGACAUAUUACAAUUUAAUGGUUAAUUUAAGAAAAAUGUGCAAUGCGGCCACAAUAACAUGAUUAUGUGAAGUUCGAAUCAAGUAAAAACUAAAUCGAAUUCACCGUUGACGUUGAAUAGACGUCAAAAAAAGUCUCCCCUUUAUAAGGUUUUUUCACCCCCUGAUACGCGGACGAAAACAGCAAAUAUGCCAAUCUUUUAAUCAGUAAAGUAACUUGCUUAUAGUCAAAUACUUUGUCACGUUAUACCAUUGUACAGUGAACAUUUUGAAAACUUUAUAAAACCAUAUGCAAACUCGGUUUCAAUAAUACGUCAGUAUUCAGAAGCAUAGGGACAUAGAAGUCCGUAAAUAUUUUUAAAAAACGAAGCGUAUAAAAGUUUCUUUUUAACUGUAUACAUUUUAGCAUCUGACCACAGUUCGCAAACACUCGAUAUAGUAAAAUUUGGAUAUUGUUCGGAUAACAUUACAUGCCAUGUGCCUAUCAUGUUAUUGUACACGCUUUUUAUAUAAUUUGUAUAAUCACUUUCAUAAUAAAGAGUUAAAGAUACGAAAUGAUGAUAAACAAAAUCGAUUGUCUAAGGGCCUGUCCCACCACUGGCUGAUAAAGGCUCAGAUAGUUCAAAAACGACGUCACUGUCAGAUAAGGGUACAAAAUCCGUUAUUUCCAUCACAUAUUUUUUUUUUUUUGAUACUUUUUAGAACUUUAGCACAUAUAACAUAUACACUUUGCAUUGCAUUUACAAUUUGGUGGGACACGCCCUAAUAACUUUAGUUAGCAAUUUGAUUGCCUAUUUAAAGUAAUUAUUUAGAUAACUAGACUACUUAGGUGUAAUAAUAGUUAUAAGCUUAAAUAAUAUUUUUGGACAUUUUGUUUGAUUUUUUGAAGUUGACUUAGUAUUUUUCUGACUAAAAUUCGCAGACAUCUUGACUUGUACAGACCAUUUAUAAAAUAAAAUUCUUAAGAAAUUAAUAGUUUUUAACGACAAACAGAAUUAA